Molecule: messenger RNA, 976 nt
Organism: Chironomus riparius
Lineage: Eukaryota; Metazoa; Arthropoda; Insecta; Diptera; Chironomidae
Source: the annotation of a GenBank genome assembly
GUAUUUUCGCGCCAAAAUAAAUAAAUAAGUUAAAUUAAAUUGUAAAAUGAGUUCUAUAGAUCUAUUUAAAGAUUUUAAUGAUGAAGAUGAUGCUCAAUACGGUGAUGAUGAUGAUGACAUUGACAGAAAUAAUCAGGAAAGUGGUAAUGAGCAAGAAAAUGUCAAUAAUAAUAAUGCUGGAAGUGACAAUGAAGGAAGACAGGAAGUAGAUCCAGCAGUUAAAAUCAAAAAACCAAAGAGAAAGUUAGUGACACUUAAUGCUGAGCGAUUAAAAGGACCGAGAGGCAUAAUAGCAAUAGAUGACUUCUUUAAUAAUAUCAAAUUAAAAGGCAAAGGACAUGAAAAGCAGGAUUUAAAUGAAGUAAUGAGGAGAUUAGAGCACUGGUCACAUCGUAUGUUCCCUAAAUAUCAUUUUGAUGAUUCCUUAACCAAAAUAGAACGGCUGGGAAGAAAGAAGGAAAUAGCAUUUCAUAUGACUAGAUAUAGAUUAGGGCAAUUAGUCCAGGAAGAUGAUAAUCGAGUGCUGUCAGACAAUGAUGAUGAUAGAAUGGAAGAUACACUAGCAAAUGAGCUGCCUGUCGAUGAAUUUGAGGACCUACUGAAUCAACAAAUUGCUUUGUCAAGUACAUCACAUAGAUCUAAUAAUAAUGCAUCUAUAAGUCAGUUAAAUAUGUCAUCUGUGUCCUCAUCUACUCAAAUCCACAAAGAGCCAAUGUCACCGGAACCACCAGUAUUUUCACAAGUUGAAGCUAUACAGCCCAAGUCACAACUUACUGAUGAACAAAAGGCAAGAAUUGAAGAGAAUCGUAAGAAAGCUAUGGCAAUUAGAGCAGCAAAGUUGAAGGAAUUAGAAGAUAAAAGAUUAAAAGAACUGAAGGAAGCUGAAGAACAGAAGCUUAAGGAACGAUCACAGCCAACAAUCAAUAUAGAAAUAGAUGAUGAUUUUUGUUAAAUAAAUUUAACGGUUUCAACCGGC